GGAAGAAUUUGAAGAUUGGUGCAAGCCGUGGAAAAAUGCUCUUAUUGUGAAAUUGCUGGGCAAAAGGGUUGGUUUAGCCUUCAUGGAACAACGUCUGAAGAGGGACUGGGUAAGAAAUGGUACUAUCAAUGUUAUUGAUAUGGACCGUGACUACUUUCUUGUUCACUUUUCAGAUGACGAGGACUACUCUCAUGCGCUUAUGGAAGGACCAUGGAUGAUUGCGGGUCACUAUCUCAUCGUCUAAAGAUGGAGACCUUUUUUCCUCACAUCAGAAGAUAUUGUUCGAAGGAUUGCUGUUUGGAUUCGCAUACCUAACUUGCCCAUUGAGCUUUAUAAUCAACGCUUCCUGUGGAGGGUGGGAUCAGCCAUUGGUCAUAUGCUCAAAAUCGAUCGUACGACUUCUAUACAUUCAAGAGAAAAAAUCGCUAGAAUAUGUGUGGAAAUUGAUCUGGCUAAAAAAUUGGUGCCUCGAAUCUCUGUGUUGGGUAGUGAACUAAAUAUUGAGUAUGAAGGGUUACAUCAAAUCUGCUUCGCUUGUGGAAAAUAUGGACAUCGACUUGACUCUUGCUACGAAAAUCUUGGAGGACAAAUGCCGUCACAACCGGCAAACCCAGGUGGCGGUGAGACGACCGGGAGAGGAGCUACUGUUGACGGUGAGGAAGACCAAAAUGGAAACAAUAAUCCAGGAAUUAAUGCACAGGAGCCCAGUGUUAAAGACUCUCUGGAUUUUGGCCCAUGGAUGCUAGUUAAAAAGCCAAUUAGAAGGAAAAAAGAUAUUUCCUUUCCUAAAAAGAAAGGAGCUCAUUAUGAUUAUGAUUCCAAUUCUAAUAUAGAAAGGGAAACUAAUCAGGAAGCCAUUUAUUUGGAAGCGGGGUCACGCUUCAAUGCCCUUUAUGAGGAAGGAAAUUUAUCUCAUGAAAACCCAAAUGGAAAAAAGGAAAAUGGACUUAAGGAGAAUGGACCUUUAUUUGUUAAGGCCCAAGGUGGGUUAGACAAAGAACAAGCAUUGAGAAAAAGAUCCCUUAAGGUUAAUAAUUCAAAAAACCAAGCUAGUCACAAGAAUGGCCCAAAUGCCAAAAUAGGAGUUACAAGGAAUGAGAAAUCUAUUCUUCCUAAAGUCCAGAAUCAGGGAAAACAAGUAGCCAUUCACGAUGAAGCCAUCGAAGCCCCCUCUCCCCAGGGAUCAAAGUGCAGGGACCCAGAAGUAGAAGCUAUGGAAUUAGUAAUGCUUGAGAGCAUGCGUUGCCUUCAGCAAGAGCAAACGGAGGCAUAUCUAGCAAUGAAGGAGCCCGGUAAGUCCAUUGAUCGGAACCUUGUAAGAACUGAUCUCCCCAAGUGCAGAAUGACCGAAAGUUCCACACCUAGUGGCGUCAUGAUGGAGCAAACCACGAUUAGCCAGCCGAGCAAACCACCUGAUGGGCAGGUGAUUAUUUUACCAACAGUCAAAAAUAAAGAGGGGAGCUUAUCCCGGAACCGGAUUGGCCUGAAGCAAAAGGCGAAUUCCCAGAGAUGUUUUCCAGUUACCGGAUCACAGUUGCCUUAGCGAAGACGAAAUACCAAGAGUUGGAAUGCGGUCUAAGCAUUUGAAGUUGGCCCAAGAUUUUUAUGCGAUAUACGCAAAGAAAGUCGAUUUCGUAAGUAAGAUACGGAACACAAAUUAUGACAGGAGGACAAAGGAACUGAUUAGUCAAUCUAUUCAUUGUAAUCAGGAGGGUUAUAAUGUAACGGCCUUGGUGUGGUGUUUAUAAAUUGUUACAAGCUGUUUAAUCUAGAUGUUCGAAUCAAUAGGCUAGCGGAUGUUUAUUUCUAUUGGUACCCAAAUGGUUAUUCGGAAUAAUAUGGGUGUAGUGUGUGAUCAGUUACAAGUAUUUUAAUAUGGAUGUUCGAUUCAAGAGGAUAGCGGAUGGUUAUUUUUACUGGUACCCAGAUGGUUAUUCGUAAUAGUCUUGGUGUAGAGUAUGUGAUCAGUUACAAGUAGUAAAGGUUGGAUGUUCGAUUCUAUAGACUAAUAGAUGGUUAUCUCUAUUGUCACCCAAAUUGUUAUUUGUAAUAGUCUUGGUGUAGUGUGUGUAAAUAGUAACA
Molecule: messenger RNA, 2082 nt
Organism: Arachis ipaensis
Lineage: Eukaryota; Viridiplantae; Streptophyta; Magnoliopsida; Fabales; Fabaceae
Source: RefSeq, a predicted model, not a curated record